Molecule: messenger RNA, 2981 nt
Organism: Physcomitrium patens
Lineage: Eukaryota; Viridiplantae; Streptophyta; Bryopsida; Funariales; Funariaceae
Product: BTB/POZ domain-containing protein At1g63850
Molecular function (GO): protein binding
Source: RefSeq, a predicted model, not a curated record
UCACACGCGUGACCACUGACGGCUGCAGCCUGAGCUGCAGUAGCAGCAGCAACAACGGUACAGCGUCGCGGGAGAAGAGCUCUAGAGCACUAGAGCACACUACUCAGCUCACGCGCAAGCAGCGGCAGUAGUAGCAGCUGAAGCAGCAGGCAUGAGCGUUGUCAUUAGCAUCAGCAUCAUCAUCAUCACGAGCUGCACCCUGUGGGAUGGUGCCGCAGCUGCUGCUCUCAUCUAGCGCAGCAUCAGAGGAGCUGAGAAAGUAACACAGGGAAAGAGAAAGAGUAGGAGGCGGUGGAGCAAAUUGGGGUUGUGGAGGGGACAUGGCAGUUGUGUCCCGCCCGCCUGCAGGGCAGCAGUCGCAGCACCGAAAGGCGUUUCAACUGCAACAAGGACGCGGGAGGUCCACUAGUGGAGUGUUGUAUGGGAGCAGCGACAAUGUGGACACAGGAGGAGGUGGAGGAGGAGGGAGUGUCGAUAGUUUCCAUCACAAGGAGUGGAACUCGCAAGCGCACGGGAGCGGGCGGAGUGGCGGCGGCGGUGGUGGUAUGUCAAGGUCGGGGAGGAAUAUAGAGCAGACCAAUGUGGUGUACCAGGGAGAUGAUUUUGGAGGCGGAUUUGGGAGCUGGUGCGGGUGCAUAAGUCGGUCUGGAGUUGUGUCACCGCCACCGAGGGGAGAGGGGGAGAGAGCAGGCAGAGGGCGCAAGGGUGAGAAGGGAAUCGGCGACGUGAAGAGCGGGGACAUGGGAUCGCUAGUGAAGAGUUUUAGUGGUAGCUUCGAGCGCACUGGGUCGACGCCCGGGAGCUCGCCCGCCUUUCGGCCACGGCUCUCGCCUGGGAAGGUGUCACCAUUAGUUGAGGUGGUGCCCCCGCCUGCUUCGAUCACUGCCGCGCCGGUGAGUCAGCAUCUGCAGGCAAUGGCGUCAACAGUUUUCUCUAUGUCGAAUUAUAACUUGACGCCAGGAGUAAAGAUGCAUGACUCCUCCUCGGGGGUGUCGAGCUCGCCUCCCGUGGAUAAGAUCAAAGCAUCUCCAACCCUUUUUGAAAUGAUGACCCACGAACAGGAAUUAGGCCCCAAGGCAGUUCACAGCAUUUCUCUCAGCCAGCAGCUUACAUUUCAAGAGAAGAUGAAGUCCAUUCUCUCAGGAACUAGCCCUGGUAACCAGUUUAAUGACACUACGACCAGCGACUUGAAGCUGAGUCUUAAUAACCGAGAAGGCUGCAGCGUCACUGUAAAUGUUCAUCGACACAUCUUGGUUACGCACAGCAGGUUCUUCGCGGCCAAGCUUUCAGAUAGAUGGUUGAAGCAGCAACGAGCAAAUCCGAAUCUUAUCGAGAUUACCGACAUUGACGACGUUGAAAUAUAUCUCGAAACACUUCGGCUCAUGUAUUGCGAAGAUGUCAAGAAGAGUCUUCUGAAGGAAAACGUGAAUCGAGUUCUAGGCAUUCUCAAGCUUUCGGCGCACAUUAUGUUCGAGGGAGGUGUUUUUGCCUGCCUAGAGUACCUAGAGGCAGUCCCUUGGGCUGACGAUGAAGAAGAGAAGGUGACUGCGCUCAUGGGGCAGCUGCAGCUGGAGAGUGUGGGCGUUGCAUCGGACGUUAUGAAGCGGUGCUCUUCUCUCGAGAGCACCAACAAUGAAGAUAUUUUGCCUCGGCUCUUAUGUGCCGUCACUAAAGGAACUGAUGACAAGGCCCGGAGAGAAAUGAAAUCCCUGGUUUCAAGAAUGCUUCGAGAGAAUAUGUCGCAGAACAAGAACACUGUCGAUAUCAGCAAAGAGAGUUUGUACAGAGCUUGCCACGGGUGUCUCGACUCUCUACUCCAUCUGUUCACGCAAUCCAAAAGUGGCGAAGACAGGAAUAUGCUGGUCGAGAUUUCCCGACAAGCAGAUAACUUGCACUGGCUGGUGGACAUUCUUGUCGACCGGCGGAUUGCGGAUGAUUUUGUACGCAUGUGGGCUCAUCAAGGCGAGCUUGCCACCUUGCACGCGCAGGUUCCAGUAAUGUUUCGAUAUGAAGUCAGUCGUCUUACAGCUCGUUUGUGCAUUGCAAUUGGCAAGGGCCAGGUUCUGUCUCCGAAGGAUGUGAGAUUUCUACUCCUGCAAACAUGGCUACAGCCGCUGGUGGACGACUUUGCGUGGAUGCAAAGGUGUUGCCGCAACUUGGACAAGAAGGUGGUCGAGGAAGGGAUCAGCCAAACUAUUCUCACUCUCCCACUGAAGCAACAACAGUGCAUCUUGCUGUCGUGGUUCGACCGAUUCUCUAGUUCUGGCGAUGACUGCCCCAACCUGCAGAAAGCAUUUGAGGUUUGGUGGCGAAGAACGUUCACCCCCCCCUGCGUCGAAGAAGACGCAUGUGCUGAGCGCAGAGAGUUUUGUGAAAGAAGUAGAGAAGAGGGGCAUCUUGGAUUCUUGAAGUCUUGAAAGGGGAUGAUGGAUUCUUCCUGGCUUCUAAUGGUGGCAAGAGUAGGGGAGUGGGGUUGUGGUCCGUUGGCAGGCUUGGGAUUGAGUUCUCCGGAACCUCAAUUACGAGAGCUAAAUGUCGUAACUUUAGACGGGGUCGGCUGAUAGUUCUGUUCUCGGGCGUCUUUUGAAGCUGGAUCCACGUGAUUCUGCUCGAGGAACUCUUACGACAGCAGAGCCAUCUUCGCGCUCAGCUGUUUCAAUUCGCUGUUGACUUCAUGAAGCUGAAGUUAGCUCAGUAGAGAAACCUGGCAGAAAGAUCCCAGUUAAGAGUUUACAGGUAGCAGGUAGGAGGUAGCAAACGCUGAGAACUUGAACUAUGGGGAGUAAACAUGAUCAGCCCUUGUAUUUCUAGUGAGACUAUUGCCGGUGAACGCGCGAGGCUUGUCGGUGGGUUCUCAUGGUAAGAAAAAUCUGCAAUGUACAAAUAUGGGACAUUCGAAACAUAACCAGGGCUCACAAACUAGUUUCCUUGUAACGCAUUUAUAUAUUUGCCGCACUUGGGCUCGUUUCCAUUCUCAACCA